Messenger RNA from Urocitellus parryii (Arctic ground squirrel), 3119 nucleotides. RefSeq names its product solute carrier family 38 member 12 (gene Slc38a12). Lineage: Eukaryota; Metazoa; Chordata; Mammalia; Rodentia; Sciuridae. The record is from RefSeq and is a predicted model, not a curated record.
GCUGGCGCUGGCAGCCGCACCGGGGCCGGAGGCGGCUCCCGCGCCCGCCCCGAACAAGCUGUGCGGCAGGUGUCGUACCGGGGGAGAAGGGAGCUGCAACAGCUGCUGCCCUGCGCUGAAGGAAACUCUACUGCCCACCCUUCCUAACGUUUUUUGGAGAUGGCCGGUGAAAUCACAGAGACCGGGGAGCUCUAUUCUCCCUACGUCGGGCUGGUGUACAUGUUCAACCUCAUCGUGGGCACAGGGGCGCUCACCAUGCCCAAGGCCUUUGCCACCGCCGGAUGGCUGGUCAGCCUCGUCCUGCUGGUGUUCCUGGGCUUCAUGAGCUUUGUGACAACCACCUUUGUGAUGGAGGCCAUGGCCGCAGCCAACGCACAGCUCCGCUGGAAGAGGAUGGAAACCCACAAGGAGGAGGACGACGACGACUCCUCCACGGCCUCAGACAGUGACAUUCUCACCCCGGACAGCUACGAGCGGGCAGAGAAACAGCCCAUCCUGUCAGUGCAGAGACGCACAUCUCCCAACCUGUUUGAAAUCACAGACCGGGUGGAAAUGGGACAGAUGGCCUCCAUGUUCUUCAAUAAAGUGGGCGUCAACUUGUUCUACUUCUGCAUCAUCAUUUACCUGUAUGGGGACCUGGCCAUCUAUGCUUCAGCCGUGCCCUUCUCUCUCAUGCAGGUGACCUGCAGCACCACUGACAAUGACUCCUGCGGUGUGGAGACAGACGCCAAGUACAAUGACACUGACCUGUGCUGGGGUCCCCUGCGCCGAGUGGACGCCUACCACAUCUACCUGGCCGUCUUCACUCUCCUCCUGGGACCCUUCACCUUCUUUGACGUCCAGAAGACCAAGUACCUGCAGAUCCUGACCUCGCUCAUGAGAUGGAUCGCUUUCGCCAUCAUGAUUGUGCUGGCCUUGGUCCGCAUCGGAAAGGGCCAAGGAGAGGGGCACCCRCCCCUGGCCGACCCCUCAGGGCUCCGGAACCUGUUGGGGGUGUGCGUCUACUCCUUCAUGUGCCAGCACUCCCUGCCGUCCCUCGUCACCCCCGUCUCCUCCAAGCGCUACCUCACACGACUGGUGUUCCUGGACUACGUGCUGAUCCUGGCCUUCUACGGCCUCCUCUCCUUCACCGCCAUCUUCUGCUUCCGUGGCGACAGCCUCAUGGACAUGUACACCCUCAACUUUGCGCGCUGCGACGUCGUGGGUCUGGCGGCCGUGCGCCUCUUCCUGGGCCUCUUCCCCGUCUUCACCAUCAGCACCAACUUCCCCAUCAUCGCCGUGACUCUGCGCAACAACUGGAAGACGCUCUUCCACCGCGAGGGCGGCACGUACCCCUGGGUGGUGGACCGCGUGGUCUUCCCCACCAUCACCCUGGUGCCACCCGUGCUGGUGGCCUUCUGCACACAUGACCUGGAGUCCCUGGUGGGCAUCACGGGGGCCUACGCAGGCACUGGCAUCCAGUUCGUCAUCCCUGCCUUCCUGGUGUACCACUGCCGCAAGGACACCCAGGUGACUUUCGGCUACGGGACCGUCAACAAGCACAGGUCCCCGUUCCACCACACCUUYUGGGUGGGCUUCGUGCUGCUCUGGGCUUUCUCCUGCUUCUUCUUCGUCACAGCCAACAUUGUUCUCAGUGAGACCAAGCUCUGAUGGCAGGGUGUGCCUGGUGACAAGACGGCCAGGGGCCCCACCACGGCCUCGCCGCUGUAGAGCAAGAUUUUCGUUGCCACCCAGGGCUUCAUGGGCAGGAGGACAGGGGCGCUCAGAGGGCACCUCUGCAUCUCCAACUGGGGGUCUCCUCCCGACCCAGGGCCCUAUCUAGUCUGUGCUGGCCUGGUCCCCUGGAGGGCCUGGUCCCCUGGAGCAACUCCCUGCCAUGCCCCUGCCUAGGGCAGCAGCAGCUGCUCUCAGGUUUCAGGAUGGUCCCAGUCACACUGCUGCCCCCUCCAGCCGUUGGAGGCAGGCUCCUCCCUCAUGUGGUGGCACAUGCAGUGCUGGCACUGCUGCUAUUUAUACCAGACCCCGUGUCCYCUCCUCCGCCCUCCCCAGCCCCUUCCUGCGUCCUUGCCUGUCUACUAGCAGCUGCUGUCCCUUCAGAGACAAGUCUCAGGYCCUGGUCCUCUAACCUGGCCUGCCUCUGGCAGGCAGCACCCAACUCUCUGCCAGGCCUGAGAGUCGCUAAGUGCCACUCCUAGUGACAAGAAUGGGAAGUGCUAACUGGCACCAGGGUCCCUGAGCCAGAGCUGUGAGGGCCCUUGCUGUGGCCGCCAUCUCUGGGGCACUGCGCCAAUGGCACAUCCCUUCCCAGGGCACGCGGCAGCCUAGAAGCUGGGUUUAAAGUCCUUCGCCUGUGCUUCCUGGUAGGGGCUCUUUGGCCCCUGACUACCCCUGGAGCCCUCUGGGCCCCCUGCAGUAUAGGGGGCUGCCCUGGGCAUGAGGCGUGGAGAGGGCUUCGUGGUUCCCACCAYGGACGGCCAGGCCAGCAGGCAGCAGCUGCCUUGCUCCAGUCCACACAAGGGUGCUCCCUCCAGAGUCUGGCCACGGGUGCUCAGCGUGGCGCUCCUCCUGCCCCUGAGUUCCGUAGGGUAGGAAGAGAUACCUGCCCGUUCUUGUGGAAGGAGGCCAGGCUUGCAGCCACCUCCACCUAAUCAUGCCUGCACCUGCUGGGCAGGCCACCUUGGAAACAGAUGACUCUGUUGAACUCUGCAUUUUCAAUGUGCCUUCUGCUUCAGGCCCUGGGGAUCCUUCCUGACCCUGGCUUGUCCCCAGCCCUGGGCCUGGUCCCAUUGUCCUAGAGCGCAGAGCAGCCUGCCAGGGAGCUGCCUCUCUGGGGAAUGGGGAACUCAGGCCCCUACCCCACCCUCUUGAUUUCAGUGCCUUGCUUAGCCCUUGUGAGGGAACCCUCGCCCCCUCCUCCUCUGUGUGUGUGUCGCUCWCUGACGUUUGACGGUACACCCUGGGGCCCAGGGAAUGUGGGUCUGCAGGCAGCACCGCUCUGCUUCUGGCCCUGGCACCCCUGCCCCUGAGAACCCCUGAGUCAUAAAUUGGCCUCACUCUGCUUUCUCGCCACUGUCGCAUGUGGGCAGUUCUUGCACCUGCCCCCAUAAGCCAUCGUCUUC